AUGGCACAAGGAGGUAAAAAUUUUGAUAACACGCCACCACCUGCCUAUGAUGAUAUAUAUCCGGGCAAAAUUCCAUCCAACAACAUAUACCCCGGAAUGCCAGAAGAUAUCUCGAAAGAUAAUAUAAAAUUUGAUGAUGAAAAAGAUAAAAAUGACACGGACAAGAAGAAACUUCAACUCUCAAAAGUUGAAGGAGUUGCAAAGCUAAUGAAAGCUAUUGAUUUUGCCGCACGCCGUCAUCGGUUUCAAAGGCGAAAGGAUCCGGAAGGGAGCCCCUACAUUAACCAUUCGAUCGGAGUUGCAAAUAUAUUGGCCAGCGAAGGUCACAUCCUUGAUGUCGAUAUACUGGCAGCUUCCGUACUUCAUGAUAUUGUUGAGAAUACAAAAACGACUCCAGAGGAAAUUGAAGAAUUGUUCGGCAGAAGGAGCGUGUUCUUAAUAUUUUUGCUUUUGGAGGUUCGUGGGGUUGUUAGUGAAUGUACACUGAAUAAACAAUCGGCAAGUGAUCGUAGGAAAGUUCAGAUGGAAAGAGCGCCUCAACUAAGUCGCGAAGUAAGUUCUAUAAGGUUUUUUCAAGCAGUCGAGUGCAGUUCGCGAAUGGACUUCUGUAUUUAUGAAUCCUUUGGAUUUAAGGCGAAAUUGGUAAUCUUAGCUGAUAAGCUGCACAACCUAAGAGAUGCGGAGAGGAGCUUACCAGUGGGUUGGACUCCACAUUAUCGAAAAGAUGUAUUCAAGUGGACGAAAGAAUAUAUUGCGUUGCUGAAGGGUACAAAUGAACAUUUGGAAAUGGCUUUAGAUGAUGUCAUAAACAGGAAUUCCGGAUGA
This is a messenger RNA of Enterobius vermicularis (human pinworm), 825 nucleotides long. NCBI's taxonomy places the organism in Eukaryota, Metazoa, Nematoda, Chromadorea, Rhabditida, Oxyuridae. The record is from the annotation of a GenBank genome assembly.